GAGGAGGAGGAGGAGGAAACAGAAGAGGAGGAGGAGGAAAAGUAAAAAGAAGGAGGACGAUGGACACGGUUAAUGACGACGGUGUCACAGCCAGCCACUAGGUCAGGUUCACGGGAGCUACCGGCGUAAACACGCAGAGGGCAUAAUAGAGGCAGAGUAGGAGUCUCCUGGAGGACGCUUCACUGUCUCCUCCUUCUUCUUCUUCUUCUUCUUCUUCUUCUUCUCGGCUCUCCUUGUUGCUGUCGCUCUCCGGGAGGAGGACGGGCGAGGAGGAUACUAUGGCUGCACUUUCCCCACAGAUCCGAGGACUUCAGAUAGAUGAGGAAGAAUCCAGAGUCCUAAAAGUGAAAGUCGUUGCUGGAAUUGGGCUGGCCAAAAAAGAUAUACUUGGAGCCAGCGAUCCAUACACAAGACUUUCCCUCUAUGACCCUAUCAACGGAGAAAUCACAAGUCUUCAGACUAAAACAAAAAAAAAGACACUGGACCCGAAAUGGAACGAAGAAUUCUUUUUCAAAGUUGAUCCCCAGAAGCAUCGCCUGCUCUUGGAGGUGUUUGAUGAGAACCGCCUGACACGUGAUGACUUUCUGGGACAGGUGGACGUCCCCUUAAAUCAGAUACCGACAGAAAAUCCUAAUACAGAAAGGCCAUACACAUUCAAGGAUUUUCUGCUUCACCCACGAAGCCACAAGUCCAGAGUCAAAGGUCACCUGCGUCUCAAAAUGACGUACUUGCCAAAAAACCCAGGCUCAGAAGAGGAAACGGCAGAACAGACUGAGGACACAGACCCUGGAUGGGAGUUUCUGGAAUCUCAGGACAUGUCAGGUCCCAGACAAAGCCAGCUGCUGCCUGCUCUGCCCCCUGGCUGGGAGGAGCGGCAGGACAACCUGGGAAGAACCUUCUUUGUCAACCAUGAGAGCAGAACCACACAGUGGCAACGACCCACAAUCCAGGAUGGCGAUGUCCAAGUGCAGAGAAGACAGAACAAUAAUAUGGAUGUGGAGCAAGCUUUUAUUACCCGCAGACAGAUCUCUGACCCAGAUGAGAACAACACACGAGAGUCUCCUGAGAGCUGGGAGAUUAUUACGGAGGACGAGUCCACCUUGUACCACAGCAAUAACCAGCUCGCAUCACCUCCACCUCAUGGGCCUGACGAGUUCCUGCCGUUCCACGACGAGCUGAGAAACACACACUUUUCUGGGGCCACAGCUGGCGAGCUGCGCGCCUCCCAGAUGAAUCAUGCUAGUAAUUCAAGUCAUUCCAGUCGCAGAGGAAGUUCCCAGUCUUCAACGGGGGAGGAACAUCCUAUUAAUCCUGUGCUCGUUCCAACCUCAGCUGGGUUGCCUCCAGGGUGGGAGGAGAAGCGAGACAGUAAAGGAAGACGCUACUUUGUUAACCACAACACUCGAUCCACUUCAUGGACACGACCCCUCAUUCAGAAGACCACAGAGACACCACCAGCAGCAGCAGCACCAGCACCAGCAGCAGCAGCAGCAGCAGCAGCAGCAGCAGCAGCACAGAGUGGUGCAGGUGUACCCCAGAGCCAGACUCCACCCUUACCACCCAUGUCCCCUGAGGACUCUCACUCUCAGCACACCCCAAGCCCCGAGGCCACCCAUGAUUCUGGCUCCUUGCCGGCUGGUUGGGAGGUUCGCAGCGCUCCCAGUGGAAGACCCUUUUUCAUUGACCACAACACAAAGACUACUACCUGGGACGAUCCCAGGCAUCUCAAGAUUCCUGUGCACAUGAGGAAGAGACCCUCACUCGACCCAUCUGAUCUCGGUCCUCUGCCGCCUGGUUGGGAAGAGAGGAUCCACACUGAUGGGAGGAUAUUCUACAUAGAUCACAACACUAAGAACACACAAUGGGAUGAUCCCAGACUGCAGAACUCAGCUAUAACCGGACCAGCAGUGCCUUAUUCCAGAGAUUAUAAACAGAAGUACGACUACUUCCGGAAGAAGCUGAAGAAACCGGCUGACAUCCCAAACCGCUUUGAGUUGAAACUGAGGCGCAAUGCAGUGCUGGAGGACUCAUACCGACGCAUCCUGUCAGUGAAGAGGGCAGACCUGCUGAAGGCACGACUGUGGGUGGAGUUUGAAGGAGAAAAAGGACUGGACUAUGGUGGUGUGGCCAGGGAGUGGUUCUUCCUCAUGUCCAAGGAGAUGUUCAACCCGUACUACGGACUGUUUGAGUAUUCUGCCACAGACAACUACACACUGCAGAUUAACCCUAACUCAGGUUUAUGUAAUGAGGACCACCUGACCUACUUCAAGUUCAUCGGGCGCGUGGCAGGCAUGGCGGUGUAUCACGGCAAACUGCUCGACGCUUUCUUCAUUCGGCCUUUCUACAAGAUGAUGCUGCAGAAGCAGAUCACUCUUCAGGACAUGGAGUCUGUUGACAGUGAAUAUUUCAACUCCUUGAAGUGGAUUUUGGACAACGACCCGACAGACUUGGAUUUGAGGUUUACGAUUGAUGAAGAGCUGUUUGGACAGACUCACCAGCAUGAACUGAAGCCGGGCGGCGCUGAUAUUGUCAUCACUAAUGACAACAAGAAGGAAUACAUCCAUCUGGUGAUGCAGUGGAGGUUUGUGAACAGGAUACAGAAGCAGAUGACUGCCUUCAAAGAGGGAUUCUUUGAGUUGAUACCCCAAGAUGUGAUCAAGAUCUUUGAUGAGAAUGAGCUCGAGCUGCUCAUGUGUGGUCUUGGAGAUGUGGAUGUGAAUGACUGGAGAGAGAACACCAAGUACAAGAACAGCUACUGCUCCAACCACGUUGUUAUGCAGUGGUUUUGGAAAACGGUGCUGUUGAUGGAUGCAGAGAAGCGAAUCAGGCUCUUACAGUUUGUGACAGGAACUUCAAGGGUCCCAAUGAAUGGCUUUGCUGAACUCUAUGGGUCCAACGGACCACAGCUGUUCACCAUCGAGCAGUGGGGAACACGUGAUAAACUCCCUCGAGCCCACACAUGCUUCAACCGACUGGACCUGCCUCCUUAUGAGUCCUUUGAGGAGCUGAGGGAGAAACUCCACAUCGCCAUUGAGAAUGCACAGGGCUUCGAUGGGGUGGAUUAGAGCUUGUGCUGACAUUACUUCAUGAUAUGGAGAAGACGUUGAUGAGAAAAACAUGCUGUGCAAGAGAUUCAUGUCUUAACCUGCCAGCUGUGUGACAGAUGAAGGACAGUCACACAACCUUCACUUUGGUCCUCUGUUGAGCCACAUGUGGAGAAAAGACAUUCAACCUGGACUGACGGGGUUAUUUAAUCACUUUUCAUCUUCUGAAGUUUACAAAGCAAAAAUGCAAAGCUGUAUACUGUAUACAAAAACAUCAAACCCUAAAAAAAAAAAAAUCAUUUCUGCUGAGAAAACGUUAUGCUCUGAUUCUCACAUCAGGUACUUUUGAGAUUUUGUCUUUACGUUGUAGUUGGUGGGAAAUAAUUUAGGUUGUGUUGCUCCUUAACUAAAUCCCUUAACUUGUUGUUGUAGGCAGCAACGUGUCUGACAUUUUUAUCGGCAAAACCUGAAUGAUCAAUUGCCAAUUCAAACUAAUUGAAAUAUAUUUUUUCCUAUCUUUUAAUUCUAUACAUAAUUAUACAUUUUUCAUUCCAUCAAACUAGAAUUACUGAUGCAAAUCCCAAACAUAUGCACCUCAAAAGCAUUAGUAGCAGAAAAUGUGCAAGUUAUAUAAAAGUUGUAGCCACUACACUUAAGGAAAGUGUAUUAUUUAAUUAUUUUAGUAGUGAUCUACCAAUAACAGGACCAGUAAAAGGCUUAACUAAUUAUACAGUAGUUUGUAACUGACUACAUGCAGUGUUAGAUUGUGCUGAAUUACUAUGCAUAAUUGUACAUAUUGACAAGUGAUCAUUGAAUAUCACCUUGUUUUUUUUUGUUAAUCAGUCAAUACAUAAAUACACUGUAAAUACAAAGUUAUAUUUGCCUUCUACAAAAUUAUAAAGCAUUUAUUGUUAAAACUGUUCACUCGACAUUGUGAAAUUGGCAAAAAACGGUUAUUGGUGAAUCUCUACAUUAAUACAUAUUUGUCUUUUAUGAUUGAUCAGUACCCACUCAUACUCAAGUUCACAAUACUAACAGUUUGUGUAUCAGAGAAAUAAACAAAUGUAUUUACACAUAGUAUCCGACAGACUAACCUUAACACACACUUUGCAUACAGUUUGUUAGAAUUUUAUUUUGUUGCCUUUUGUCAAUGAGUGAUAUUCUGUUUUCCUCUACUCAUCAUGUUUGUGUAAUUGCAGCACGGUGCUCUAUUUUUGAGUCCAACUUUAAAAAAUGUUUUGUUGGUUGUCAAAUUAUGUACAGAAUUUGUCUGUUUUCAGAUUGAGUAAUCACUUGUUAAUACCUUUGUAGGAAAGUAACUGUUCUUCAGCAGUAGUUUUAACAUUUUCUGAAUGGCAAAACGUGUUUACACUACCUGCCAUGUUUACAGGUCAUUGAUAAAAGAAGAUAUCGUGGGCUGGCUCUUGUCUCUGACAACACAAUUUUAUACCUUAUGCUUUUAUACAGUGAAGCACUUUGUUAAUAUCAAUGAGUCUUACUUCUGAACUGUCUGUAUCUUUGCCAAUCUGUCACCUGCAGACUGCUUGAAUCGCUCUUUAAGAAAAUGAAUCUUAUGCUUCAAGUGCACGUGUUUAAAUGUUUACAUGUGAACUUUGCUGAAAAUAAGCACAUUCUCGUCUUUCACUUAUAUUUAAAGUUAAAUACAGAGGCCUUCGUUUGUAAUGUAUUGUAGAUUUUGAUUGUUAAUGUUUUAAUCUCUAGAUGGAAGUACUGUUAUAGCUAUUGUCUACUGAAGAAUAAUGAAUAGAUUAACACUUAACUUCUGAUAUAUCAAAUUUUCUUAUUAUAGAAUUUAUUAAAACACCUAUAAGUGCAUUACAACAUACAUACAUGCAACAUAUAUACAACAGUUAAAAGGGUUUAAUGAACUGUAGCUGUGUAAUCCACAUUUGAUGACAUACAGCACACCAAAUUCAAUAUAGAUAUAUUUGAAAAAUAAAGAAAUAUGAAAAC
Molecule: messenger RNA, 5018 nt
Organism: Anoplopoma fimbria (sablefish)
Lineage: Eukaryota; Metazoa; Chordata; Actinopteri; Perciformes; Anoplopomatidae
Gene: nedd4a
Product: NEDD4 E3 ubiquitin protein ligase a
Exons: 29
Coding region: 279-3065 (928 amino acids)
Biological process (GO): neuromuscular junction development; regulation of dendrite morphogenesis; ubiquitin-dependent protein catabolic process
Molecular function (GO): ubiquitin protein ligase activity; sodium channel inhibitor activity; protein binding
Source: RefSeq, a predicted model, not a curated record